This is a messenger RNA of Caenorhabditis angaria, 1011 nucleotides long. The record is from the annotation of a GenBank genome assembly. Lineage: Eukaryota; Metazoa; Nematoda; Chromadorea; Rhabditida; Rhabditidae.
AUGUGCGAGAGAAUGGAUUUGGAAGUUCCGGUGUGUUGUUUGGUGGGAAAAAUGAUGUUGUGGAUUGUGGCCGGUGGAAUGUUUGCGUUGGGAGUUGUUGAGCUGAUUUUGGCGUGAGUUUUACUUAGAGCGGAAGAGGACUCCAAGAAUUAUUCUCUCUUCAGAUUCAUCGCUUCCCACGGUUACGUGUACGGUAGUUCAUUCAUUUGGGGUGGAAUUUGUACAAUUAUUGUCACAUUCUAUCCAGCUAAAUGGUUCAUUAUCUAUAAUUAUAUUGAACAAAUUCUACUCGCCAUUGGUUGUAUUAUUUUUUCAAUUUGGGCAUUUACUGAUAAAAAUAACGAAGAUGUUGGUAUUGGUAUGUGAGAUUUUUUUUUUGAUAAGGGUUGGGCUGAAAAUGAGCCUGGAGAAAAAAAUAGUUCUGAAGUAGUCAUGCCUAGAGUAUUCAACUUUCAAGGAUCCGCGCCUUGUGAUCGAAUUAGACAAGCACCUGCGUGAGAGCUCAAGUAGCCGAGCCUAGAAACCCGAGUUGUCAAGUAGUCAUGUCUACAGAAUGGAACUAUCAAGGAUCAGCAGCUAGGGAGCUUCUUUAUUUUAAGUAGUCAAUCCUUUGGAGCCUAGGUCUCAAGAAGCCUUGCCUAGCAAAUUCAACUGUCAAGUAUUAGAAUCUAGAGAGCUUAAUUGUCAAGUGGCCGAGCCUUGAGAAUGUAAUUGUCAAGGAUCAGCGGCUAGAUAUUCAGGAUGUCCAGGAACAGCGCCUAGAAAACCUAGUUCUCAAGUAUUCAAGCCUUGAAAAUUGAAUUGUCCAGGAACAACGCCUAGAGAUUCACUAUGUCUAGGAUCUGCGCCUAGAAAACCUAUUUCUCAAGUAGCCGCGCCUAGAAAUCCUACCUGAUCUCAAACAAAAAUUUUGCAGUUUGGAUGGUGGUGUUCUUCUGUAUGUGUGUUGGUGGAAGUGUUUUCUCAAUUCUCGCUUGUGUUGUUUAUCAAAAAGUUCUCUGUUGUAAAUAA